Messenger RNA from Cololabis saira (Pacific saury), 2514 nucleotides. It is a transcript of the gene fam20b, whose product is annotated as FAM20B glycosaminoglycan xylosylkinase. Gene Ontology annotation, cellular component: Golgi apparatus. Gene Ontology annotation, molecular function: phosphotransferase activity, alcohol group as acceptor. NCBI's taxonomy places the organism in Eukaryota, Metazoa, Chordata, Actinopteri, Beloniformes, Belonidae. The record is from RefSeq and is a predicted model, not a curated record. Gene Ontology annotation, biological process: protein phosphorylation. The coding region runs from base 358 to 1587 and encodes 409 amino acids. The transcript is spliced from 9 exons.
UGGACACGGCAGAUCAGUGAAAACAACCGAGCAGGGCGGAGAAAAGCUCCAGCGAGGGGACCGGGGAACAUGAAACAGGCUUUUAGCACUCAGACUAACUACAGUAUUUAAUCUGGACAUCAAAGGACUGCUGAGACCACUGGGACUGGACAUGUGGCCAUAAGGUGACGGCUUGUUUAUCCACAUCGUAGCUCCAGGCUGAAGUCGCCGAGCACCCCUGUCGUCCCAAAGAGUUUUGUUCCUGAGGUGCAGGAGGCGUUGAGCUGCAGGGGCCAUGCAUCACGGGUGAGGGGGAUUCGCUGCAGGGGACACACACAACAACGGGUGAGGAGGGGAUCGGGGCCGGUCAGUGUGGAGAUGAAGCUCAAACAGCGCAUGGUGGUGCUGUGUGCCGUGCUCCUCCUGCUGGGCCUGGCCAAGAUCUUCCUGCUGGAUGGAGGUGAAGGGACCGCAGCCAGCCGGCGGGACCUCAGGGCCUUCCGCAAGAUGGAGGCCAGUCUUCCUCUGUCGCGUGGAGCUCGCCUCACACACACCCUCCAGUCUCCGUGGGAGAUAGCGAGCCAGUGGGUGGGUCCCAGAGAAGUGUACCCCGAGGAGACCCCCGAGAUGGCUGCAGUCCUCACCGCGCUGAGCACAGCCAGGAUAGAGCGUGCUGACGUAGGCUACAAGGGCACGCAGCUCAAAGCCCUGCUGGUGCUGGACGGAGGGCAGAAAGUUGUCUUCAAACCCAAGAGAUACAAGAGAGACUACGUAGUUGAAGGAGAGCCAUACGCUGGUUACGACAGACACAAUGCAGAGGUUGCUGCUUUUCACUUGGACAGGAUCCUGGGUUUCAGGAGAGCACCUCUGGUGGUAGGUCGAUACGUCAACCUGCGAACUGAGAUCAAACCUGUGGCCAAUGAUCAGCUCCUGAGCACUUUCCUCACGCAGGGUAAUAACACUUGUUUCUAUGGAAAGUGUUACUACUGUCGGGAGACGGAGCCAGCGUGUGCAGAGGCAGAAAUAAUGGAGGGGUCACUAACCCUUUGGCUGCCAGACGUCUGGCCGUUGCAGAAACACAGACACCCCUGGGGUCGCACAUACAGAGAAGGGAAACUGGCCAGGUGGGAGUACGAUGAAAGCUACUGCGACGCGGUGAAGAAAAUGCCCCCGUACGAUGCGGGGCCAAGGCUACUGGAUGUUAUUGACACUGCUGUUUUCGAUUAUCUCAUUGGGAAUGCUGAUCGACAUCACUAUGAGAGUUUCCAGGAUGACGGCGGCGCCAGCAUGCUCAUACUGCUCGACAAUGCAAAAAGCUUUGGGAACGCGGCUCUGGAUGAACGAAGCAUCUUGGCACCACUCUAUCAGUGCUGCAUGAUUCGUGUGUCCACUUGGAACAGGUUAAACUUGCUAAAGGGUGGAGCUCUGAGUUCAGCUAUGCGGCAAGCUCUGGCGUUCGACCCCAUUUCUCCAGUCCUGGCUGAACCACAUCUCGCAGCCCUGGAUAGGCGUCUAUCUGGAAUCAUGGCCACCGUGAAGCAGUGCAUGGAGGCGCAGGGGCCAGACAACACUCUUAUAGAGGACCGAAUGAACCUUCCACACCCUUAGAAACUGAGUGUGAGAUUACACAGCCUCCCUGGCCUUGACCAGGUACUAAACCAAACGGAUCAGCCCCACCACCAGGAAUAUAUGAAUCAUUGUGGUGGACCAAAGACGGUGGAUUUCAUAAUCCCUUGUCCAAACAUUGUUGCUCUGUGAAGACCGGAGUAGUGAAUGGAAAGGUAACACAGGAAUGUAGCUGUAUAAACUUCCUCUCAGGACCAUUUUCAAUCAAGAACCAAGUCUGCUGUAAGAACUGUCUGACUUUUACAGCUGGGGUCAGCAAAACUGUGGCCCUGUGCCAAAUCCUCCCCCGAUGUCACGCUUUCCUGCAAGACUCAGCUGAGGAGGAAGGAUGGCGGUCAUAGAGAUGAGCACACUUUCAAAUGGGAAAUUUCAAAUGAGCCACCCACGUCUCAGAUACAGACGCUGCCAUCAGGCUUUCUGUUUCAGGCUCUUUUGGAAGGUCAAGUCCGAGAAACUAAAAAGCUGCUUUCGGUCGAAUGAACGAGAAAUUAACAUUUAUUUUGGAGCCAAAAACUUUUCAUUUCCUUGAACUGAGAUUUAACCUUUGAAAGAGAAAAACUGAGAUAUCUGCAGAGAUAUACUGUCCUCAGCGUUGCAUCGGUGUAAAUAUUUAACUAAGUAGUGACAUAGAAUUAUGAAAUGACAGAGUAUAACUUUGUGGGUAAUAAUAUAAAGUGUGUGUGUGUGUGUGUGUGUGUGUGUGUGUGUGUGUGUGUGUGUGUGUGUGUGUGUGUGUGUGUGUGUGUGUGUGUGUGUGUGUGUGUGUGUGUGUGUGUGUGUGUGUGUGGAGGAACCAGUGCCAUACUGUGCUCUCAUUAGGAACGCUACUGAUGUGACUGACUUGAAGUGUAGAUGGAACAGAGGUUUGGUGUGUGGGUCCUUCUUCAGCAUUAAACUCUGAUCUGUUUA